AUGUCGGACCCUCUGAACUAUACCGUGGGCUGGGUUUGUGCUUUAAUACCUGAAUACGUUGCUGCCCAAGAGAUUCUGGAUGAAGAGCAUAAAGAGCCAGCCUUCCUCUCACCAAAUGAUACAAAUGAAUAUACUUUAGGGAGGGUAGGCGGACAUGCCGUUGUCAUUGCUGUCUUACCUGACGGUGAAUAUGGAACAGCUUCUGCGGCCACCGUGGCCACGAACAUGCUGAACAGCUUCCCUAAUGUAAGAAUUGGCUUGAUGGUUGGCAUUGGUGGGGGUGUACCAGGCGAAAAGAACGAUAUUCGUUUGGGCGACAUUGUUGUCGGCACGACUUGUGCCAGUGAUGGCACAGCUGGUAUUUUCCAGUACGACUUUGGCAAGUCGAUCCAAGGCCAAAAGUUUCAGUAUACACGAAUCUUAAAUCAACCCCCAACCAUACUGCGUUCUGCGGUAGCCGGAAUCAGGGCACAGUACGAGAGAAAUGGGCAUCGACUGGGAGAGGCAAUCAACCAUAUUCUUAGCAAGAAACCGAGACUACGUCUGAAGUAUGAACGGCCACAGUUACAUACCGAUAGACUAUUUAAAGCCAACGUUAUCCACGAUACGCGAGGCUGUUCUCAAGCCUGCGCAGUUAAUUACUCUGGAUUAAUACAGCGGCCUAUGCGUGCUGAAGAUGAGGAUAAUCCUGCUAUCCACUACGGCCUGAUUGCCUCAGCUAAUCAGUUGAUGAAAGAUGCGUCGAUUCGUGAUAAAUUCGCAGCGGAGAGAAAUAUUCUUUGCUUUGACAUGGAAGCCGCGGGACUUCCAAAUAGCUUUCCUUGUCUAGUUAUCCGAGGCAUUUGCGACUACUCAGAUUCGCACAAAAACAAAGAGUGGCAAGGCUAUGCAGCAAUGGUCGCCGCUGCAUAUGCGAAAGAUCUCCUUCUUAGAGUUCACCCAAACAGAAUCGUGGCCGAAAAAAAGCUUCUCGACGUUUUAAGUGACCUACAUGAGGUGACAGAGGACCAUCGAAAUAUUACAGAAAGGCAGCUACAGCUACAGGAGAGCAAACUCAGCAAAGACUGGUCCGUAAAGCUAGAGGAAUGCCUUCAGUUAUUCUGUCUUGUCACAGAUACGAAAAGUGCCACUUAUGAAUGGUAUAAAGACCACGUAGGAACCCGAGUGGAAGGCACCUGUGAAUGGUUUUUGACCCACGACAACUUCAAAACGUGGUCAACCCAAGAUUCAGGACCCUUGUUAGUCUCAGCAGAUCCAGGCUGUGGGAAAUCUGUCUUGGCCAGAUAUUUGAUCGAUGAUAUAUUACCUCGGUCAUCCACAAUCUGUUACUUCUUUUUUAAAGAGCAAGAUCAGAACACAGAAUCUCAAGCACUUUGUGCCUUGCUCCACCAAUUAUUCGCACAAAAGCCAUCUCUUACCGAAUAUGCUAUGGAAAACUUUAAGAAGAACGGGAAAAAUCUAAUUAAAUCCACAAAGUGUCUCUGGAAUAUUUUUGAAAACGCCACUCGAGAUGCGAAGGCCGAAUCUGUGAUUAUUGUUCUAGAUGCCCUAGAUGAAUGCAUUGAAUCCGAUUUUGAGGACCUCAUGCAAAAUGCGAAGCUUCAAAUACAUGGUGCCCAGUCAGAUGGUAGAAAGCUCAAGUUCCUUUUCACCAGCCGCCCGUAUGAGCAGAUAACCAACAAGUUCAGGGGUCUAAUCAAAGACUUCCCCUUGAUUCGGGUACCUGGAGAGGAGGAAUCAGAGAGUAUUGGCCAUGAAGUCAGGAAGGUUAUUGAAUAUCGAGUUGAACGGCUAGCGAGCGAGAAGGGGCUCUCAGUGCUAGUCAAGAGCCAUUUGGUUGAAAAAUUACGUGAAGUACCUCACCGUACAUACCUCUGGGUAUAUCUUGUAUUUGACUACUUGCAAGUCGAACAUUUCAAAAAGACAACCAGAGGGGUCAAUUCUAUGGUUGAAAGUCUGCCGAUGAAUGUCUAUGAGGCAUAUGAGGGACUUCUCGUCAAAUCAAAGGGGCACCGCCCAAUGGUUCAUCGCGCUUUGAGCAUAAUCAUGGCAGCAAGCCGACCUCUAACACUCUCCGAAAUGAGUAUUGCAUUGAAUAUUGAUAGCACAUCAAGAUCUUUCGACGAUCUUGAUCUGGAAGAUAAGGAUGACUUUAAGCUACGCCUAAGAACUUGUUGUGGGCUGUUCAUCUCAGUCUAUCAAGAUAGAAUUCACUUUAUACACCAAACCGCACGGGAGUUUUUGCUUGCGCGUACACCACUACCUGCAGCUGUUUCUUCAGAGCCAAUCUGGCGACAUUCAAUUCACAGCCAGAAGGCUCAUCGGAUUCUUGCAGAGAUCUGUGUCUUUUAUCUUGGCCUUUUCAACGCUCCCAGCGCUCCCGCAGAUACCAGAUGCGAACCCGAACUCCGUCUCGAGAUGCAUACUUUCCUGGAUUAUUCAGCCAAAGAGUGGGGAAGUCAUUAUCUCAAAGCUUUCAUCCGCGCUGAUGACAACAUGACACCUGCUAUAUUAAGCAUCUGUGAGCCGGAUUCAAUGGCCUGCUCUGCCUGGCUGAAAAUCUACUGGGAUCAUUUAUCGUACAUGCCAACCAAAAGCUUCACCAGUGUGAUGAUAUCUUCACAUUUGGGCCUAGACGCAAUAGUUAUGACAUUGUUGAAGACAAACGCAGAAUUGGAGUCCAAAGAUACUAGAUAUGGCCGGACGCCGUUGCUAUGGGCUAUAGAGAGGGGGCAUGAGGCUGUUGCGAAUAUGCUUCUUGAGAAGGGGGCAAAUCUCGCAGUGAAGGAUACAGAAUGUGGCCAGGGACCGCUGUUGUAUGCUGUGCGAAAUGGGCACGAGUCAAUUGUGAGCUUGCUCCUUGUAAAAGAUGCAGAUAUUGAGGCAAAAGACAGUAUAUAUGGCCGAACGCCACUCUUAUGGGCUGUACACAACAGAUACGAAACUAUUACAAAUCUGCUACUGAGGAAAGGGGCAAACUUUGAAGUACAGGAUAUCAAAUAUGGCCACACCCCACUAUCCUAUGCCGCAAGAAAUGGACAUGAGAUCAUUGUGAAGUUGCUUCUAGAAAAGAGUGCCAAGCUUGAAGUAAGGGACACACUUUAUGGCCAAACACCGCUAUCGUGGGCCGCAAGGAACGGGCACAUGAUUGUUGUGAAACUGCUCCUUGAUCAUGGUGCGGAUAUCGAAGCCAGGAAUCACAAUGGCCGGACACCGCUGUCAUUAGCCGUGGAAUAUACUGAUAAUACUGUUGCUGGGUUACUAAUUGACAAUGGUGCGGACUUGGAAUCAAAGGACAGUCAUAGUGGUUGGACCCCGCUGUUAUGGGCUACAAAGAGUGGUAAUUAUGCCAUGGUGGCUCUGCUUCUCAGGAAUGGUGCAGACUUUGAGGUCAAAGACACACUAGAAGGCUGGACACCGCUGCUAUGGGCUACGAUGUAUAGCCAUAAGACGAUUGUGGAUAUCCUUCUUGAUAAUGGAGCAAAUUGCAAUACGAGGAAAUUGAAUCAGGCUGAAUGGAGAAAACUGCCGGGAACUACAUAUCUUGACAUUCAGAAAUUCAUGAAUAAUGAUAGUCUCAAUAUUGGACCAUGGGUGGAUCGUGAUGGGCGGAAACUUGAAGUGGAAGCACAGCAAAACUCGCCCGCGCAAACCUUUGAGGUAAAUUCGCGAGCUAAACUACAGCCCUGGGAGCCCUGGAGAUAG
Penicillium angulare is the source of this 3705-nucleotide messenger RNA. RefSeq lists its product as uncharacterized. Gene Ontology annotation, biological process: nucleoside metabolic process. The transcript is spliced from 2 exons. The record is from RefSeq and is a predicted model, not a curated record. NCBI's taxonomy places the organism in Eukaryota, Fungi, Ascomycota, Eurotiomycetes, Eurotiales, Aspergillaceae. The coding region runs from base 1 to 3705 and encodes 1234 amino acids. Gene Ontology annotation, molecular function: protein binding; catalytic activity.